AUGCCCUUAUCAGCCCCUCCUCUCUUCUCCCUUCCUCUCCUCCUUCUGCUUUCUCAACUGGACUCCGCCCUCACCUGUCGUACUGCCAGCCAAUCCCAGUGUGACUCCGCCUCCUUCGUCCCCGGUCACAACCUGGCAGGGGAGGGGUUUGACGUGGUGACCCUGAAACGUAAAGGGGCCUACCUGAUCGACCUGAGGACCUACCUGUCCCCCAGUAAAACCUGUACACUGUGUAGUAACCCCCUACAGGGGAACGAGCUGCAGAAAAUACCCCUGUCUGUUGUAGACUGGAGGCCCUACAGCCACUGUACUGAGGAUAUCUCCAGCCACUCUCAUGCGUCUGUCAGUAACCUGGCACAGUCCACUACCAACGAGAUCUCUACAAAAUGGAAGGGGGGUUUGAGUAAUGAGGCGAAGGUGUCUGUAAGCGUACCUGUGGGACCUGUGAGUGUGAGUGUGGCGAAGGAUGUGGGCGCUAGCAUAGAGAUGGGAGGGUCCAGUCGGAUGUAGCCAUCUUUGCCACGACCAAGACCAAAGAGGAC
Oncorhynchus kisutch (coho salmon) is the source of this 542-nucleotide messenger RNA. Its product is annotated as perforin-1-like. Gene Ontology annotation, cellular component: membrane. Bases 1 to 510 code for a protein of 169 amino acids. Gene Ontology annotation, biological process: immunological synapse formation; defense response to virus; T cell mediated cytotoxicity. The record is from RefSeq and is a predicted model, not a curated record. Lineage: Eukaryota; Metazoa; Chordata; Actinopteri; Salmoniformes; Salmonidae. Gene Ontology annotation, molecular function: wide pore channel activity. The transcript has 2 exons.